AUGGCUGCCCCUUGUUAUACCGACAGUGGAUACUCUGCUCCUACGUCUCCGCCAUACUCAGCAUCGGUAACUGAUGGGGAGCGGAUUGUGGAGCUACGUCCGUCCCUAUCAUCCCUGCCUAAUGACCUCCCAGAUCAUUAUAUGUUUCAGUCUCAGCGCAUAAAGCUGGACCUAGGUGCGCGUAUCUGGCCAACUCGUACCCCAUGUUUUGGGCGUACAGGUGUAAUCGAAGGCACAGUGUCGGUGACGACUCUGGACCACAUCAAACGUCUUACUAUCAUGGUGGAAGCCAUAGUAAAAUCGUCGUUUAUGGAGCGAGGGAUACUCAUUGGGCAUAUCGAAUCCACGCUAUUCCAACGCUCGGUCACACUCUAUACAAGCACUCCUCCAACCGUAAAUAUUCUGCACUAUCCUUUCUCAAUAAACCUCCCCGAGACUUGUGACAAGAGCACAAACCUACUCCCUCCCUCUUUUAUAUGCUAUCUACCCGGCGUUUCAGCAGAAGUGCGAUAUCGUAUUCGCGUUGAUAUGCCACGUUCGGGUUUGCGUCGACGGGAAAGUCUAACUGUGCCCAUCCUAUACCUCCCUCGCUCUUACGCACCUCUGACCCCUCGUGCCAUCCCAUUGUUUGACGACCAAGUCCACCUGUCUGAUGCUCAAGGCAUGAAAGAGCUCCACCUUGCUCCCAAGCCGAUCGGCAGCUCUAAAAAAUCCAGUAAACCUCAAGCACUGACAACUGCCGAAGUUCAGGCCAAGAUCUCACUUCCCUCUCCAUUGAUUAUAUCUUCUGGGGAUCGGAUACCCUUUGUCAUCACUAUAUAUUCCCCAUCGCAAGCACUUGCUGCUCUUUAUACGGAUAUUUCGCUUCAGCUUGUCAAGGUUACGAGAAUUAAAGCAUACGAAAAAAUAUCGCUUAAGGAACUGGUUCUAGCUGCUGGCGAGGUAUACGAAUCUGAAGAACGAGGAGACGGCGUACAAAUCCUUCGCGGAGAGCUAGGAAAUGGUACUCCCGGAACUGAACUCUCCUGGUCGGCAGGGGAAGCAGUAGAAGUGAAGGUAUGA
This is a messenger RNA of Rhizoctonia solani, 1062 nucleotides long. RefSeq lists its product as uncharacterized. The transcript has 4 exons. NCBI's taxonomy places the organism in Eukaryota, Fungi, Basidiomycota, Agaricomycetes, Cantharellales, Ceratobasidiaceae. The record is from RefSeq and is a predicted model, not a curated record. The coding region runs from base 1 to 1062 and encodes 353 amino acids.